CGCGCCCACUCUGCCCUGGGCCCGGGGCUCCAGCAGCCGCCCGCCGGGAGCGACGGACCAGAGCACCAUGCCCCGAGCACCCAUGUUCCCCACCUGGAAGCUGCCGGUGUUCCUGCUGGCCCUUGACGACCCGCUGCCCACCAUGGCCGCCCCGGGCGACCUGCUCAACCUCACCACGCAGGUCCCGGCGCCGGCCCUCAACGGGACGCCGGGCCCGGACGGCGAGUGCCCGGUGCCGGCGUGGCUGAGUGGCUUCAACACCAUGCAGGCGCCCUUCCUGUGGGUGCUGUUCGUGCUGGCCGCGCUGGAGAACGUGGUGGUGCUGGGCGUGUUCGGGCUGCACCCGAGCCGCUGCACGGUGGCCGAGGUGUACCUGGGCAGCCUGGCGGCGGCCGACCUGCUGCUGGCCUGCGGGCUGCCCUUCUGGGCCGUCACCAUCGCCCGCCACUUCGACUGGCUGUUCGGGGAGGCGCUGUGCCGCCUGGUGGGCGCCGUGGUCUCCAUGAACCUCUACAGCAGCAUCUACUUCCUGAUGCUGGUGAGCGUCGACCGCUACCUGGCGCUGGCCAAGACGCUGUCCCUGGGCCGCCUGCGGCGCGUGCGCGGCGCGCGGCGGCACAGCCUGGCCGUGUGGGGCUGCGCGCUGCUGCUCAGCGCGCCCACGCUGGCCUUCCGCACCCUGGAGCGCUACGCCGAGGAGGGCCACAACGUCACGGCCUGCGUCAUCCGCUACCCCGGGCCCCCCGCGGCCUGGCCGGUGCUCACCAACGUGCUGCUCAACACGGUGGGCUUCCUGCUGCCGCUGGCCGUCAUCGGCUUCUGCACGCUGCAGGUGCUCCGGGCGCUGCGCCACAACGACCUGCAGCGCUUCCAGGCGGCGCGGGCGGAGCGCAGGGCCACCUGGCUGGUGCUGGCCGUGCUGCUGCUCUUCGUGCUCUGCUGGCUGCCCUUCCAGGUCAGCACCUUCCUGGACACGCUGCUGCGCCUGCGCGUGCUGGCCGGCUGCCGCGCCGAGCUGCUGGUGGACGUGCUCACGCAGGUGUCCUCCUUCCUGGCCUACAGCAACAGCUGCCUCAACCCGCUGCUCUACGUGCUCGUGGGCCGGCGCUUCCGCCAGAAGCUGGGCGAGGUGGUGUGCGGGCGCUGCCGGCGCGCCCGGCCCGGCGCCCUCGACAGCUCCCUGGGCACGCUGCGGACCUCCAUCUCCGUGGACCACCACGUCCACAAGCUGCCCGAGUUGGGGAGGAGCAGCCACUGAGCCGGCGCCGCUGACCGCACGCGGGGAAG
Molecule: messenger RNA, 1287 nt
Organism: Sorex araneus (European shrew)
Lineage: Eukaryota; Metazoa; Chordata; Mammalia; Eulipotyphla; Soricidae
Gene: BDKRB2
Product: bradykinin receptor B2
Exons: 3
Coding region: 68-1258 (396 amino acids)
Biological process (GO): vasoconstriction; smooth muscle contraction; neutrophil chemotaxis
Cellular component (GO): membrane
Molecular function (GO): bradykinin receptor activity
Source: RefSeq, a predicted model, not a curated record